Trifolium pratense (red clover) is the source of this 2191-nucleotide messenger RNA. RefSeq names its product CDP-diacylglycerol--serine O-phosphatidyltransferase 1. The record is from RefSeq and is a predicted model, not a curated record. The transcript has 13 exons. Lineage: Eukaryota; Viridiplantae; Streptophyta; Magnoliopsida; Fabales; Fabaceae. The coding region runs from base 745 to 2022 and encodes 425 amino acids. Gene Ontology annotation, biological process: phosphatidylserine biosynthetic process. Gene Ontology annotation, molecular function: L-serine-phosphatidylethanolamine phosphatidyltransferase activity.
AACAUCUUCAAAUCUAUCUUUGACCAUCGUACUCUUUUCUCUCUCUCUCUCUCUCUCACUCAUUCCUCCUCAUCAUCAUCAUUAUCAUAAUCACACCCUCUUCACCUUUUCGCCGCUGUAAUUGCAGACUCACUCUGUUUCUUUUCUUUUCUUUUCUUUCCAAUCCAAACAAACAAAACAUUCAUCCACCACCACCACACAAAUCAUUCACUUCUUCUUUCUUUCUCUCUCUCUCACUCCCACUUCAACAUAUAUAUACCCAAUACCCUCCUCCUGAAACAACCUCAAACUCAACAACAACAAAAAAACCUUAUUCUUCUUCUUCCUCCGAUUCAUUCAUUUAUCAACAUCAUUCAUAACUCUGAUCCAACGGCUCUGAUCUCCUCGUUUCUUUUAAUCGUACGGCCAGGAGUCCUUUAUCUCUGCCUCUUCAUCAACUAUCUCUCCUUUCUCUUUCACUCUCUCUCUCUCUUCUCUCUCUUUACGUAACGUAAGUUGUUUGUUGGUUACUAUCUCUCUAUCUUCUUUCUCUAGUAGUAGUAUUUAUAACGCGCUUUUUUCAUUAAUCUCUUUUUCAUUACGUACAAAUAUAGCCUAAUGUUGCAGAAUCUACUUCCUACCUAUGUUAUGAGGUGAUCUAUUGAGGCACAUAUAACUUCUGGGCUAUCUGCGUGGUAUCUUCAAAUGAUCUUAUUUCUUUGAUUUCAAUUGUUGUUAGAAAGUAGCUUCUCCGGAACAAUAAACAUGGAGUCCAAUGGUCAUAGAAGAGCAAAGAGAUAUGAUUGUGUCAUUAAAGAAAAUGGUGAUUCCCAUUCAUCAAAUGAUGAUGAGCAUGAUCCAUGGACUGCGUGGGCAUACAAGCCUCGAACGAUCACACUAUUACUUAUUGGUGCUGGCUUUCUUAUUUGGGCAAGUGGAGCACUUGAUCCUGAAAGAGAUGCAUCAGGCGAUGUUGUUACUUCGGUUAAAAGGGGUGUAUGGGCAAUGAUUGCUGUUUUUCUCACUUAUUGUUUGCUGCAAGCUCCUUCUACGGUUCUCAUUAGGCCGCAUCCUGCAAUUUGGCGCUUGGUACAUGGGAUAGCUGUUGUAUACCUUGUUGCUCUCACCUUUUUGCUUUUUCAGAAACGGGAUGAUGCUCGACAGUUCAUGAAGUAUCUUCAUCCUGAUCUCGGCGUUGAACUUCCUGAAAGAUCUUAUGGUGCUGAUUGUCGUGUAUAUCUACCUGAAAACCCUGCAAGCAGGUUUAAGAAUGUUUAUGAGACACUUUUUGAUGAGUUUGUUGUAGCACACAUUAUUGGAUGGUGGGGGAAGGCAAUAUUGAUUCGUAAUCAGCCCCUUCUUUGGGUGCUAUCAAUUGGUUUUGAGUUCAUGGAGCUUACUUUCCGUCACAUGUUACCGAAUUUCAAUGAAUGCUGGUGGGACAGUAUUAUUCUGGACAUAUUGAUCUGCAAUUGGUUUGGAAUUUGGGCAGGAAUGAAUACUGUCCGGUACUUUGAUGGGAAAACAUACAAGUGGGUUGGUCUUAGCCGCCAGCCUAAUAUUAUAGGAAAAGUGAAACGAACGUUAGGUCAAUUCACGCCAGCUCAGUGGGACAAAGAUGAGUGGCAUCCGUUGCAGGGUCCAUGGCGAUUUAUUCAAGUCCUAAGUCUUUGCAUUGUAUUUUUGACUGUAGAGCUCAAUACAUUCUUUUUGAAGUUUUGUCUAUGGAUACCUCCGCGAAAUUCAGUUGUUAUAUAUAGGUUAAUUUUGUGGUGGUUACUUGCAAUUCCAACAAUUCGCGAGUACAACACAUACCUUCAAGACAGCAAGCCAGUGAAAAAGGUUGGAGCUUAUUGUUGGCUCUCUCUUGCUAUUUGUAUCGUCGAACUUCUGAUCUGCAUCAAAUUUGGACACGGCUUAUAUCCCAAGCCAAUGCCUUUAUGGCUGGUAAUUUUGUGGUCAUCUGUUGGAGUUGGCAUUAUUACAUUUUUGGUUCUAUGGUCUUGGCAACUUCAUAGGAGUCUAGAGAGAAAGAGGAGAUAAUUUAAUUUUUACUACUAUUGUAGUAGUGCAUUUUAUUAUUACUACUAUUCUUUGAUUUGAUUCCUUCCUAAUUUUUAUGGAUUUUCAUAGAGCCAUACAAUGUGUAAAUACUAUCCAAUCAACAACAUCCUCAUAAUUGUAAAUGUUUGCCAUAUUAUUCUUCUCUUAA